Molecule: messenger RNA, 787 nt
Organism: Carya illinoinensis
Lineage: Eukaryota; Viridiplantae; Streptophyta; Magnoliopsida; Fagales; Juglandaceae
Exons: 1
Coding region: 172-495 (107 amino acids)
Source: RefSeq, a predicted model, not a curated record
UUAUAAAUGCUCUGCCCUCCCAACUCCCACCCCCCACCCUACAUGCAUUAGUUGUGACCUCCAAAAGUAACUUCUACAUACCAGAGUGGUAUUCUGUGUCCCAAAAAGUACUGUUUUGGGACCAAUCAGAUCUACCAGAAGGGUAAUUUUUCUUGCAAUCCGGCCACAAUCAUGGGAAAUUGCAUGGAGACAUACACACAGAGGCAACAAGCAGAGGGAAUGCAGCAGCAGCAGCAGCAGCAGGAGGGAUAUGUGGGAGAAAGAGCAAGUGGGUUGGUGAAGGAAAGCAGUUUUAAGCAGGGUGGCAUAAGGGUUAAGAUUGUGCUAACAAAGGAAGAGCUGGAGUGGUUCAUGCUUCAGCUGAAAAAUAAAGAAGGGAAGGUGUUGGAAGAUGUUUUCAGAGAGAUUGAAAGAGGAAGAAGCAAAGUUGAGGGAUGGAAGCCUUCUUUGGAAAGUAUCAUGGAGAGCCCUGAAGUGCUCGAGAUGGACCGAUGAGUGUUUUCUUUUUGCUUCAAUUCUGCUUUUGUUUCUUUCCUCCAUAAAUAGUUUCUAGACUUUUGGAUUUUGACAUGGGCUAUGGUCCAAAUCUCUGUAAUCUAUAUAGUUUUUCUCAACUAAAGGGCACUAUAUAGAUAUAUAGUGGUUGAGAUGGAUACUUUUUAUCUGUGCAUGAUCUUCUUUAGAUAUGAAUUUAGAUCCCUAUUCUCUUUCUUCCUCUCAAAUAUCAGUGUGAUCUGUGUUGUAAAGUAUGAAUAUGCAUAUAUGAUCAGUUGUGUUCAUUUAGGUA